This is a messenger RNA of Eimeria acervulina, 5670 nucleotides long. RefSeq lists its product as hypothetical. The coding region runs from base 1 to 5670 and encodes 1889 amino acids. The transcript is spliced from 32 exons. NCBI's taxonomy places the organism in Eukaryota, Apicomplexa, Conoidasida, Eucoccidiorida, Eimeriidae. The record is from RefSeq and is a predicted model, not a curated record.
AUGGAACAGCUGCCAAAUGAACCGUUUGUACCACCGAGUGCUAGUGCUGCCGGAGACGUUACACUAUUGACCUUGGAUAAUUGGGAAGAAGUAUGGGACACAGGAUAUGGAGGCAUCCCUUGCCCUCCAGGGCAUUACUGCCCAGCAGGUGCCAAGGGACCACAGGCUUGUCCAGCCGGAAGUGUCAGACAGGCUACAUUAGGCAGAUGGGAAAGCGAUUGUUCUAUUUGUCCGAAGGGGUUCUAUUGCCCUGCCCUCGCGCUUGUCCCUGAACCUUGCCCAGUGAGCGAAGCUUAUGGCCUGCACACUACCCGGUGCCAUAAACAGGCGUCUUUUCUGAGUGGGUGCUUGCUUUGCGGGGGACCGCAGUCCCACGCAAAUGCCUACAGGGAACUUGGUGCCCUGCCGGUAGCGGCGAACCACAACUAUGCCCAGCUGGAGCUCUGUGUCCAGGCACCUACUCAAGCGAGCCUGGAUCUAGGAGCGAGACACCUUGUCCUCCAGGGACAUACGGACUUCAAGCUGCCUCAUCAAGUGCUAAGGCUUGCUAUUCAUGCCCGGGGAACGAAUCGAGCGUUCCAACAGGCAGACAGGUCGUGCGUUUGCCUGUCCGGGUUCCACUAUAUUCAAGGGAAGGAAGACCUUAGUGAUCAGGAUGGCGUGGAGCCCUGCCAACAAACUAUUUACGAUGAAUGCACAGAAGACGCGGUGCGGGACUCAACAGGAGCUUGCUCAUCUUCAAAGGAUAUUUGCUCUAGCCAGUGCGGCCCGGCAGGCGGUUCCUUUAGCAGUAUAUCGGGUCUUUGCUCUUGUGCCGGCGAAAAGUCCCUGGAUGAAGUCUGCGACGAAGCUUGCAGGGCUACGCGCCCCCAAUUGAUUCUAAAGGAGUCUAAGCUGCUUAUUGACGACCCUGAAACAGCGUCGGGCGACAGAGAGUUUGCGCUACAAGAUCUUACAACGCAGACUGGGCUUGCCACUGGUUCAUAUGAGUGCGAGGACAAAGCAGGCUGUACUAUCCGGAUGUUUGAUACGACGCUAGCCAAAAUGACAGGUCUUGUGGGCGUACCACAGAGUUUCGUUGAUGACGUAACUGAACGCUUAGAGGGAUACGGCAUCGUGCCCGAAAUCCCCAGCAGCGGUGAGGAAGAAGGAACAAAAGACACGGAAAUUGAUGCAAGGGCUCACACACGACGAUUGGCACCAUCUGUCGACUUCGGUUACUUCGGAGUGUCCGAUCCAGUCCAAUGCCUUCCACUGGGCUCGACUGUAGCCUGGCACAUCCGCCCGAGCCCUAAUCCCAUAUACCCGGUGUAUCUUCGGAACAAUUUGUUGAACACGAACCAACAGUUCGACUACGGAGCCUUUAGGGAACUGGAUACCGACAUGAAAGCGGGAGAACAGAGAAUCCUAUUCAUGUUUACCUUCAAAGAUCCCGGGCUCUACGUAUUUGGCCUGAAUGCAGACCAAAACAAGAUCUUGGUCCUGCGUGUCAUGGAACCCAAAAGGCUUUGCAGGGACGACGCACUGCUACCCCAACUGCGAACUGCUGAGACACUCGCCGCCAUUUCUGCGCGGCUCCCUACUGCCUUAGAAACAUCUGGCUGGCUGUUAUUUAGUGCAGUCGUUUUGGGGACCGUAUUGAUGGCAGUGUUCCUGUUUUUGGCGGCCUGGACGGUCAAACAUCAGAGACUGGAAAAGCUUGAAACAGACCCCAAAUCGAAAUACAACCAGCGGCCCCCAAAGGAGACAUCCACGUAUGUUAUAUGGGACAAGGAGCAUGAUGAAGAGCGUGAAGAGAUUCUAUCUACACUGCUUAGCCUGCUCCGGUUAAGAAGACGAGAUCUUGUCAACAAGCUGGCGCGGGAAGAGAAGGAGCACCAGGAGGAAGAGGCCCUCAAAGGCAAAGGCGAGCAGCUACUGCUACUGCGCCAAGCAAGCGGGAUGUGGUCACGAAACGACUCCCUAGUCUCAAGUAUUAUUCUUCCAGCUGUUGGUGAAAAAGGGCAGACGCAAAUUUCUUCGAUCAAGCUUUCUGUAGAGACGCAGAUAGAAGAACUCCUCGAGGAGUUCAGAAAAGCUCGGGCUGAUGAGGACGACGACAUGCCUUCCAUAAUAGAGAUCUACAAAGCCAGAAUGAGAAAUCUUCUGGAAGAAGCUCAAGGAGACACAAACCUUGCUUUCAAGAGCAUGCUUUCUGAAGAUAUUGAAGGGCACCUAAUGACUGGCAGUGCUUUGUUGGAGCUAAGAGAAGCCAGGGCCAACUUGGCACGAAGCGAAGACGAGGCUGAGGAGCAAAAGGCUCUUGAAAUAUAUCGUGCGCUCGCAGGAGCAGCAUGGAAGCUAACUGUGUACACAGCUGUCAUUGAACAAGAAAUUUCGUCUUCCACCCAAGCGGUAAAUAGGGCUGCUUUCGAGGGAAAGCAAGCGGUGGAAACGGCGAAGAUGGAUUCCGGCGAAGCAGCCAAAGCGCUGAAGGUUGCUGUGAUGGGUAGUCUUAAGGUUUCAAAAGAAACUCACCGCCUUCGGGACGCCGAGCUAGAAUCCGCCACUGCUGCCCUUAAGCGUGUCAUUGCUUCAAGGGCAGAAUCGGUUCACAAGAGACAGUCUGCAUUCAAGUCGCGCAAGCUUUUGAUGCUUCAAAAACGGCAAGAACUGGCAGUUCAGCACGUAUCUCUGCAAGCACAAUGUGCAGUUGCGCUGAUGCGCAGGGGGUUGCACAUACUGGCUGAACAACUGAAGGCUGCUACGACUUAUGAAACAACCCUCUUCCAAAAUGUCGCCAAGUUCGGGGUGGAUAUGGCGACAUUGAUAAAGGAUAACACAGAGGAUCUCAGCGCACCGGCAACUCUUCAGGACGAACUGAAAACGCAGCAGGGUGAAGCGCUGGCUAAGUACAGAGAUCAGUUGCUUGCGUGCUUGCGAAACCAGAGACAGGAAGCAACGGAAGAACUGUGGGACCUGGAGCUACAAGAACGAAAGCGGGUCGCCGAGCUUCUCGAAGAUCAAACAGAGCAACUCGAAGUAGCCUGUAAUAAACUGGAUGAGGCUACCGCGAAAGAGGAGACAGUCCUUGACGAGUACGAGGAUACCGUACUAAAAUUAAGACAACAGAACCAAAGGGGAUUAAAGGAACUAGACACAAUCCAUGCUGUCUCUACAUUCAAGCAAAAGCUGCUCAGCAAAGUUAAUGAUUCGUUUUUGGCCCGCGCAAACGAGAAAGAGUGGAGGCUUGCAGCAGCUGAGCUGGAGCCGCUCAUAGGCCGAGAGAAAGAAACGUACUGUCGAUACGCCGACUUAGCUUUCCAGACUCAGAACGAAAACGCCAUGAGGGCUCUUCAGAGCUCAAGGCAAAACCGCCUCAGCCAGGCAGCUCUCACAAAGUCCAUGGAGCAAGCUGAGGAGGAGGGAGAGGAGGACUUGCUCAACAAACGCCGGGCUAUGGGAACUGAUGAAGUCCAACGUAUCGUUUGGCGCAUUUGCGCCAUUCUGUCAUCUGGAGGAGUUGCCUCUGCAGAAACGUCUAAGCCUAGUCUCGUUGUUCCUGAAAACAGGCAAGAUGAAACGAUCGAAGAACUACGCCAGCAGCUUCGUCGCCGACGAAAGAAGCAUCUAGCCUACUGCAUUGCACAGCGCAACAUGAUUGAGGGUAGUUCUAAGUCCGCUUUAGCCAUUCUUCAGAGCGAGACUAUUCAGGGGCUCUCGGACACGUCAGAGGCUAUCGAAAAAUUCAGCAGGGGCUCUGCCACAAUGGAGGCAGCAGAUUCCUCUGCAACAAUUUUGCAAAUCAUGGAAGAAGCUCAGCAAAAGCUGGACAAGGCCCUUGAGGAAAUUCAGAAGGAACAGGAGGAAGCAGAGGAACGCGAUAGAAUCGAGCGAGAACAGGAAAUUGCUGAACGGAGGAGAGCUCACGAGCUGGCGAAGCAAAAGCUUAACGAAGAGCGGGAAGCAAAACUAGCACAAGUUCCUGAUGACGCAAGGGAAGAACUUCUUAAAGAACAUGAGCUUGCACUAAAGCAAAUGGAGUCGACAUUGGCAGCUGAACUGCAAGAGCAAGAAGAGCGAGCUCAGCGGCGGCUGCUGGAGCGAAGGCAACGUCUACAACAAAAGCGGCAGGAAGCAGAAGCGCAGAAGCAGAAAGCAAUUGAACAAGCUAAAGCGGAACUUGAGGCAAAGAUUGCUGCUGAGGCUAAGCAGAAAGAAGAGGCAGCAGAAAUGGAGGAGUUGCAACGCCUAGUCAAUCAGGGUAGCAACACUGCUGCAGUGGCACAGCUGCUAGCACGCAAACACGACAAGGAAACGGCGUCGCUUCUUCAAGAGCUAACUAUGAAAAAAGCAGAAGAGAUCAGCGCACUCACGGAAAACUUCUGGAAGGACAAGGGAGGCAGAGUGUGCGACGGACGUCCUGACGAUGUGCAAGAGCUCUACAAAGUGGAUGACCGCAUUACCCUGCAAAUGCAGGAGCUACAGCAGCGCCAAGCGGCAGAAACGGAGGCCAUGAUGAAACAGAUGGAACGCAUGGCGAAACUGACACGGGAAACUGAGUUGCCUCAAAUGUCUGAAGAAGAACAAUAUGCUCAGCUACAGCGAGAAGCUGAAGCUGCGGCAGAGGAGGAAGUUGGCGCCAUAGAAAAACGCAUGAUGGAAGAACAGGAAAAGCUGCUAAAGGAAAUGGAAGAAAAGCGCAAUGCCUACGAUAAGGUGCUGGACAAGUUGAAGCACCGUAAACAAAUGGAGGAAAAACGACGAGCAUUGCUUCAAGAGCAGGAGCAGCGCAAGCGAGAAGGACAGGGAAGUGCGCUAAAGCAGCUCAUGAGCCAGUUCGAGGAACACAGGAAGUUGCUGGAAGAAGCGCUGGCUAUUGAGGCGGAAAGGCAGCACAAACAAGCAAGAGAGCGCGUUCUUCUGCGAAAUGCCGAGAGAGCGGAUCGUUUAUACCAGAAACGACUCAUUGAGAAACAGAGGUUCCUUGUGAACCAGAACGAGAUAAAACGACGGGAACUGGGGCUAAACAAUGCCCGGGCAGGAGUGAGGAGCCAGAGGAAUUUGGUCGAGACUUUGAAUCAGCAAGAGCUGAAGCGAAGGAUGGAGCUGGCACAUCGGUUGGAGGAGGAGCGCCAUUGGGCUCCUAUCUGGCGAGAGAUCCUUGAAGAGGAGCAGAACGCGGGCACAUUCGAUUCCUGGGAUCUUGAUGAUCAGCAAAUUAGUUUCGCCGGGCCAUUUGCAACAAAUUUGCUGCACACCGAGCGCAUGCUGCAGAGCGAAGGGUCUUAUAUGCGCAAACUCAUCGGCGAACUCCAGCAGCUCAGCGAGUUGAUUUCUCUUGUAAAUGCAUCUGAGAAGGAGGAAGGGGCAACUCCCUUAGAAGAGGAAGCGUCCAAGCAUUCCUCCAGCAGCUCGUCUUCAACUGAAGAAGAUGAAUCUGAAAGCACUGACAGUGCCAGUUCAGAAAGCAGCAGCACCGAGGAAAGCUCCGAAUCCGAGAGCGACGACUCCAGCAGCGAAUCUCAACCCGCAUCCUCUGACUCCAGUUCAGAUGAAGAGGAACAAGCCGCCUCAUCUAGCAGCGAAGAGGCAUCAGAGAGCAGCAACAGCUCCAGCAGCUCAGCAAGCAGCGACGAAAGUAGCAGCAGCAGUACAAAUUCCUCCAGUUCAGACGCCGAUAGCGACUGA